Thermothelomyces thermophilus ATCC 42464 is the source of this 1617-nucleotide messenger RNA. RefSeq names its product glycoside hydrolase family 76 protein. The transcript has 5 exons. Bases 1 to 1365 code for a protein of 454 amino acids. The record is from RefSeq and is a predicted model, not a curated record. Lineage: Eukaryota; Fungi; Ascomycota; Sordariomycetes; Sordariales; Chaetomiaceae. Gene Ontology annotation, molecular function: mannan endo-1,6-alpha-mannosidase activity. Gene Ontology annotation, biological process: carbohydrate catabolic process; fungal-type cell wall biogenesis.
AUGGUCUGGACACGGUUCGCGGCCGCCGCCCUUGCUGGGGCCGGCGUCGCAAGCGCCGCCUACAGCAUUGCGACAACCGACGGCAUCAAGAAGACCGCCGCGGACGUCGCUUGGGAUCUUUUGCAGUACUAUCACGGAAACGAGUCAGGGCAGACGCCCGGAAUCCUGCCUGGUCCUCCCCCGAAUGGUGAUUACUACUGGUGGGAGGCCGGUGCCAUGUGGGGGACCUUCAUCGAUUAUUGGAAGUUGACGGGCGACUCGACGUACAACGACCUGGUCACCCAAGCGAUGCUUUUUCAGGUUGGCCCAGAUCGGGACUAUAGGCCGCCCAACUACACGGCCUCGCUUGGCAACGACGACCAGGCAUUCUGGGGCAUGUCGGCCAUGACUGCCGCCGAGAACAACUUUCCCAAUCCACCGGCCGACCAGCCGCAGUGGCUCGCUCUCGCCCAAGCCGUCUUCAACACCCAGGCCUCCCCCGAAGAGCACGACGAUACUUGCAACGGCGGGUUGCGGUGGCAGAUCUACCUCUCCAACAACGGAUACGAUUACAAGAACAGCAUUGCCAACGGCUGUUUCUUUAACUUGGGCGCACGACUAGCGCGUUACACCGGCAACAAAACAUACGCCGAGUGGGCCGAGAAAACAUGGGACUGGGUGAGGGGCGUCGGUUACAUGGACGACCAGUACAACAUCUACGACGGAGGGCAUGUGCAGCACAAUUGCACCGACAUCAACCGUGCCCAGUUCUCGUACAACAACGCCGUCUACCUCCUCGGCGCGGCGUUCAUGUACAAUUAUACCAACGGUAGCGACAAGUGGAGAGAGGCCAUCGAGGGCCUGGCCGACGCCACCAUCAAGACGUUCUUCCCCGACGGGGUGGCGUACGAGAUCGCAUGCGAGCAGGGCAUGACAUGCACGGCCGACAUGCUCAGCUUCAAGGGGUACCUGCACCGCUGGUUGGCUACGGCCACGCAGGUUGCGCCCAUCCUGUCCGAGAAGAUCCUCCCGGUCCUCAAGACGUCGACCGAGGCCGCCGUGAGCACCUGCACGGGCGAGGCCAACGGUCGCACGUGUGGCUUCCAGUGGAGCAAGCGCCAGUACGACGGCAGCCACGGCGCCGGCCAGCAGAUGAACGUCCUCGCUGCCGUGUCGUCGCUGCUGAUCGACCAGAGCCCGCCGCCCUAUACGAACAUGUCCGGCGGCACCAGCAAGGGCGAUCCCCUGGCCGGGACGAACUCGCGCAGCACGCUGAACGAGCCGCGCCAGAUCACGGGCGGAGACAGAGCCGGUGCCGGCAUUCUUACCAUUCUCCUCAUAGCUGCGGGAGUCGGCACGUUUGGGUGGAUGAGCACCGGGGUUUGAUUUUGGAUUGGGUAUGUAUGUAAAAGGUACACUACGCGACGGGCUAAGUGGAGAGUGGCUGGCAUGUAGUAGGCAGGAUCGAUUUGGAGGGCGUUCCGUUCUUUUUCUGUCGUUGCUUUUCAUCUGUUCUUCCCGGGUUUCUGGUGUUUGGGUUGGCUACGUGACAUCGAUAUAUCCAUCUAGUUCUUCGGAGUACAUACUUGAGUGAAGCUAGUUAGUUACUUCUUCCAGCUGGCUUUGUUUGGCUUUUCG